AUGCCCCAGCAAAGUGGCCCAGCCCCCGCCUCCGUGCCGCCUGACCCCGUGUGCCGUGACCCCGUGCCCGCCCGGCUGUGCCCGGCCGCGCCGCUUCCCGGCACGGGGCUCCGCUGCGCCAUGGCCGCCCCGCGCUCCCUCCUGCUCCUCUCCCUGCUCCUCGCCGCGCUGCAGGGACGGGGGCAGCGGCCGCCCCCUCCCCGCAGCCCUCUUGAGAAAGUGGUGACCGAGGGAAACCUCGGCCUCGGCGAGCUGGUGGGGAGGUGGUUUCUGGUCGGCACGGCGUCCCGCUGCAGCUAUCUGGCUGAGAACAGCCACCGACUGGAGGCCACGGCAAUGACAGUGGCUGUCCCGGAUGGGCAGAGCUUAGCCAUCAGCACCUUCAGGAAGCUAGAUGGGCAGUGCUGGGAGAUCAGGCAGCGUUACGUCCCUGCAGGAGCCCACGGGCGCUUCUCUGUGAGAGGCCGUGGCUUCAACAGCAAGAUGGAGGUGGUGGUGGGAGAGGCGGACCCCCGCAGCUAUGCCAUCAUCUACUACCAGGACAGCCAGGGCCUCUCUGUCAAGCUCUAUGGCCGCAGCAGCCAGCUCAGCGACACCAUCGUGGACAAGUUUGAGCGGUGCGCCAGGGCCGUAGGCCUGAGUGAGGAUGUGAUCUACUACUUCCCCACAUACGGGUUCUGCGACUCUGCGGAUGAUUUCCACAUCCUUGAUGAAGCAGAGCUGUAGAUGGAAGCAGUGUUUCCAGGAUGUGCCCAGUGCUGAUCUCUCACCUUGUGCAGCUGCCCAUGGACACAACCACACAGGGACAAGCUGGGACUUGGCCAGACCCUGCUGCUGCUCUGCAGUGCUGGGAGCACACUCUGGGCUCCCUUGUUCCUUCAGCCUGGCUGUGUCACCCCAUGGCUUCAUGCCCUUUGCCCCAUGCCCUUCAGCAACUGGCAACACCCCAAUAAAUACAAGGAAAAGCUCUGUGUCUAGGCAA
This is a messenger RNA of Meleagris gallopavo (turkey), 982 nucleotides long. RefSeq names its product complement C8 gamma chain (gene C8G). Gene Ontology annotation, molecular function: complement binding. NCBI's taxonomy places the organism in Eukaryota, Metazoa, Chordata, Aves, Galliformes, Phasianidae. Gene Ontology annotation, cellular component: membrane attack complex; extracellular exosome; blood microparticle. Gene Ontology annotation, biological process: complement activation. The record is from RefSeq and is a predicted model, not a curated record.